UGCAGAUCUGCACUACAGCCACUCAGACCUUCCUCGUGGACAAGAGGGGGGCUGGCAUGAGGGCAGGGGUGCCAGAUUGCAGGAUUUAGGAAACACAAAAGCUCAAUCUGGCAACCCAGGCCUUGGGUGGAGGUUGAGAGGAGAGCUCCAGCUUCAACUUCAGCUAGUUGAUAAAGUAAAGAGCAGCAAGAGUGUUCAGGGGAGUUCUCCAAACACAGGAGGGGAAAACAUGGCGAAGGGCUCGAGACUCUCUGUGGCUGAGCUGGCUGGAAAGUUCGCAUGUCAGGCUCCCCUUCCUAAAGAAGAUGAAGCGAACAAGCCUGUGCGGAGGAGACCUCCACGCACUCUGCCACUUCCUGGUAUUAACGAUGUGGGUCAAGGGCAGGACGAGAAAGCAGAAGUCGGUUCCCACCCACCGCGAAAGAAUCGCAACUCUGCCCUCAUUGAAAAACUACAGGCAAGUCUUUCACCGACGGCCCUCCUGCCCUCCCCACUGAGUCCCGGAGCAGGGAAACCACAGCUGCCAUUUUUCCCUCCCUCACCUCACUCACCAAGUAGUCCAGUCGGUCCAAACUCAGCAUCCAAACCAAGACAGGCAGAAACCCCGGCCAGCUUCGAGAUUCCUGCGGAAAGCACUAAGCUUCAAAGCAUCAACAAGGGCCGUGCUCGUCUUUCUAUAAAACGCCGUCCACCAUCACGCCGACACAGGAAAUCCAGCGCGGAGGAAGGUGGGGCUGACGAGGAAAAGGCAACCUCGCCCAUCUCUGACCAGACGACUCCAGACGGAAAAGAAAGUGAUGUGUUUGAUAAGGAGAGGGUGCAGAAGGAGGAGACUGAAGGUACCGACUCAGCGUCUGCUACACCACAGCAACAGCAAGAUCAAGAACAACAUGAAGCAUCGGAAGAUUCAGAACAAAAGCCCCUGACUUCAACAGGAGGAGAAGAAGAAAAAGAAAGCAAAGAGACAGGUGAUGUCUCAGCUGAGAAGGAGGAAACUGUAGAAGAGGAAAGAAAGUCUGAGCCACCUGCGUUAAACAGCUGUGAAGAAGAAUCCACAAAACAAGAUCCUGAGGAAAAGACAACAGCAGAGAGCGAGUCAGCAGCUGCAACAGAGGAAAAAAUAGAACAGGAAGAGAAAAAAGAGAUGGAAGACGCAGGAAUGUAAACGCUGUAAAAAAUAAAUGCGGAAUUCUGCUCAAGGGACAGUUCACUAAAUCCUAGCCAUAUGGGAGAACCACAAGGGUGAAGCGGAGGCCCAAUAACAAUGUGAAUAAACCCCUUGCAAAUCUUCCAUCAGCUUAAGCACAACUGGCUAAUUUUGUUUGUGUGUUACUGUGCAAGUUAAUUAAAAAGUGGAAAAUCUUUUUUUUUUUCUUGUAUAGGUUUGUUAACAUUUUGCUAACAUCUUUUUUGUGCUGUUGGAAUUAUUUCAGAUUCAGUAUUAUUUGUUGACAUUCUGUAUAUACUUUGCACUAAAGUUAAUGUAGUAAAGGGUAGAUGGAUGGAUGUUGAUAAGAACCUGCUUUUUAUUUAAACGCCAAAACACUGGGAUUCCGAGCAAGUGUAUAGUGUGUAACCAGAUGCACGGUCACAUAUUAUAUUCUUAAUCAAAGAUUUGAAUCAAAAAUGUAACUCAUUGAUUUUUUUUUUUUUUUGUUAUUUUAUUUGCUUUUUAGAGUAAAAUAUACAGAAGUUGACCUCAUGUACCAUAGAUUAACACCUCUCAAGUACAUUAAAGGGUUUUGUAGAUCAUAACUUUUGACAAUAUUUUGAUCACCCAAUGUAUACCUCUCUGAGUCCUACACUGAAUGAAUCAAAAUCAUUUCCCAUAUCAAGAAGUAGUUAGCAGAUUAGUAUUAGUACACUGAAAAUGGAUUCAUUUCAUUUUGUAUUGUUUUUUUGCACUGUUAUUUGUCAAUGAUUUUUUUUAAGUAUGUGAAUAAAACAGCUGCAGUUUUGUGUAAGUCAUAAUGAUUGCUGUGUAAUUCUUCCUGUAAUAGAGGUAUUAGAGGGUUAAUUCAGAGCUGCCCAAACUAGGCCCUGUGAGUCAAAGUUGGUCCAUUUUGACCUUUAAUUUAGCCUGCAUGUUUGAGAAGAGGGAAGAAAGGGGGAAAAAUAGCCAUUUUGAAAAGUAAGGAUGUCUCUUAUUAGAAGUCAUUGAAUAGCUGUAUUAGGCAUUGGCCGAUUGUACAAUAAAUUGGCGAUUUAAUCAACUAGAACUUUCCAAAUAAAACUGCAUUUAUUCAACAGA
Molecule: messenger RNA, 2251 nt
Organism: Silurus meridionalis
Lineage: Eukaryota; Metazoa; Chordata; Actinopteri; Siluriformes; Siluridae
Gene: dub
Product: duboraya
Exons: 8
Coding region: 230-1165 (311 amino acids)
Source: RefSeq, a predicted model, not a curated record